Messenger RNA from Phytophthora nicotianae INRA-310, 504 nucleotides. RefSeq lists its product as hypothetical. The coding region runs from base 1 to 504 and encodes 167 amino acids. The transcript has 2 exons. The record is from RefSeq and is a predicted model, not a curated record. NCBI's taxonomy places the organism in Eukaryota, Oomycota, Peronosporomycetes, Peronosporales, Peronosporaceae.
AUGGACGACUCCGAGGCAGCGCCGCUUCCUCCGCCCCCUCCGCCACCUCCACCGCCACAAGACGAUAUCAAGAAAAAGAAGCCGACGCCAAGCAACCCCAGCCAGCCGAAGCCCAAGAAGAAGAAGGAUUUCCGAGAGAUUCUGGCGCUGUUCCACGAUGAGGAAGUAGGUCAGGAUAAGGUGAAAUGCGAGUGGAGUGCGCUGUGGCAGACAACGCUAGCUGAGAGUCAGGAGGAUCACAAGCAGCGCCGGCAGCAGGAACAGCACGGCAUUAAGCGCAAGAAAAACGAGCACGACCACGGCCCCAUGUCGUCUCGAAGCGGACCUGGCUCGCUCUCACGCCUCGGCAGCAUGAAUCAGGAUCAUAUCAAACGAGCACGACAGGGGUCUGCGGCUAGCACGGACUCGUCUGAAUCGGGCAAGGGCAGUCGAUUAGGAGGACGUUUUCCCAAGAACGUCCCAAAGGGGUCCAAACUCAUGCAGAAGUUCGGAGGCCGUACUUAA